AUGACCGUGGGCAAGUACAGCGUCGUUAACCCUAACGAAGGCCAGGCCUUGCCUGAUUCCCACAAAGUGACUUCGAGCUACGGGAAUAGUUAUCACACGGCGGAUCAUGUGGAAUCAGGACAAUUUGCGUUCACCGCUGCUGAGGCUGGGGAUUACAUGGCGUGCUUUUAUGCGGCGGAUCACAAUCCUGCUAUCACUUUGACGGUGGAUUUCGAGUGGAGGACUGGUGUAGCUGCUAAGGACUGGAGUAGCAUUGCAAAAAAAGGAUCCGUGGAGGAUAUUGGUUGACCUGGCGUCUACGCUCGUUGAAUGUUCAGAAGAGAUUCCCCACAGUCCUUGUAGUCUCCUUGUUAUUUGAGUUACUGAACAAGUGAUGUGAAACAUUAGUCCUUGAGUUAACUGUUGUGUUAUGUGACAAAGCACUGCAUGAUCUUCAAUUUCAGAUUUUAUAGCUGUUGUUUGUUUGGCUCGCACUUGUAUGAGCAACUUGGACCCGGGCCUGAGAUGAAUUUCAAUUCAACCUUUCGUUUAUGGAUAAGAAAGAACACUGAAGAAUUCUGUAAUGUUUCUUAUCUACUACAUGGAGUUGAUAUCUACUUUGAGCUUAGGUUACUAAGUGGAAUCCAAAAAACUGUCCUUUUUCUCUUUGGGAGAUAAGGAACUACAUGGAAUAGAUAUUGGCUUUGAGUGACAUGAAAUCUCCAUCAAUGUUGGUCAACAAAACUUGAGUGUCAUUGAUCACGUGCGAUAAUAAAAGGUUGCAUAAUUUUGGAGUUGAAGAUGGAUUCGUCGGAUUCCCAUGUACUGACGGGACCAUGACAUUCUUUCUUCAUGUUGCUAAUAAUUGAUAGGAUAGAUUUACAUUGGUCAUCCUUAUCAUUUGGUUGUAAUGACGAUAUAAACGCUCACACUUGCUUUGUUUCUUUCUUCUGCUAUUAUCAUAAUUCUGUGUUCAUUGAACUAAGUUCUAUAGUUGAGCUCAAAGGCUUUGUCUUGCCUUAUCAAAAUGGAGGUUAGCUUUACAAUUUCUGAUCUUUGGAUUACUUUUAUCAGGCAAUGGAACUGGAGGUGAAGAAAUUGUAUGACACUACUAUAGCCAUACAAGACGAAAUUCUCUACCUGCGUCAGAGGGAACAAGAGAUGCAAGAACUGAAUAGGUCGACCAAUUCGACUAUGGGGUGGCUCGGCAUUUUCUCCCUGCUGAUGUCUUUAUCAGUUGCCGGCUUCCAGUUUUGGCACCUCAAGACAUUUUUCGAGAAGAAGAAGAUCAUUUAACUUCUCUCUAACUCUAUUUGCUUUCUUUCUUUAUGGCCAAGGUAGACAUCCUUUUUUUCCCCCUCUCCUUUCUUCAGUUUCCCUUUUCCUUUUACUUGAACUGUAAAAUGAUACACAAGUGUUGUAGUACUCGGGAAUAAUUUCAGAAGUUCAUCAUUAGAGAAGUAGCAAAUUUUUAGGUGCCACAGCGGUGUUCCUUUUCUUCCUUCCUUUGCCUGAUUCUGAGAAGUAGCAAAUUUUUAGGUGCCACAGCGGUGUUCCUUUUCUUCCUUCCUUUGCCUGAUUCUUAGUCAUUACAUUUGGAAUGAACAAGCUGAUGCAUUCCGCAUUGACGAUAUACCUUACUUGUGAGUUGUGAAUAGCGGUCGGCACGUGGGUGGAUAAU
This is a messenger RNA of Linum tenue, 1660 nucleotides long. NCBI's taxonomy places the organism in Eukaryota, Viridiplantae, Streptophyta, Magnoliopsida, Malpighiales, Linaceae. The record is from the annotation of a GenBank genome assembly.